AUGCAUAUCUAUGCCUCUUGUGGGGUGUGGAAAUUUGAUCCCAAUAAAGGAUGGGGAUUUGCUGUUGAUAAAGAAAAACGAGGUAGAGUACUGGCUGUGGAAUUGACAAGUUCCUUUGAAGAUCUAAGGAAGACAGCUUUUGAGGACUUUGGAAUUGACCAAAACGAAGUCGAGCUUGAGUUAAGCUACUUACCUAUGGAGUUGAUAAGCACCAUAGACUGUCCCCCAGUUAUCAUUGAGAAUGAUCGGCAACUCAAAAAUUUUCUUACAUAUGUACGUGGAAAAGCUUCUACAAGGUUGUGUGUGUCUAUUUCACCUCUCAAUGGAAACAGCGACAACAUUGAGGUUGAUAAGGAGCAACCUAAAUCGCCUUCCAGAGAGCGAGGUGAGCCAUCCUCGUUUUCACCCAGAGAUCACAUCGCUAGUUCAUCUGAAUCAAGCAAUGAUGCUGAAGACGAUGGUAACUCGAACGCCUCAGAAGAAGAUGGAGGUGUUGACUUAAGUGCAAAAGAAGACGAUAGGGGGAAAGGUGUUCGGUUUUCUUUGGUGGAUGUUGUAAAGAAGGGUGAAACUUUUCAAAACAAAAUGAAGUUGAAAGCAGCACUCGAAAUGUCAGCAAUGAAGCAUAGCUUCGACUACAAAGUUGUGAAAUCGGACAGAAAACUGUGGUACAUUAGAUGCAUUGACAACCAUUGCAAGUGGAGUGUUCGUGCUGAGGGGUUAUCAGGAUCCACAUAUUUCAUCAUAAAAAAAUAUGUAGCAGAUCAUACAUGUGCUGCGUCGAGUAUGAAAAAUGGUGGUCGGACAGCUUCUGCAAAAACUAUUGGCACUCUAAUAAUGCAUAGGUAUGAUGGUGUGAAAGAAGGUCCCAAAACUAAUGAUGUCAUACAGAUUAUGAGAAUGGACCAUGGAUGCGAGAUAUCUAAAUCCUUAGCAUGGGAUGCUCGUGAGUUUGCAAUUAGUGUGGUCAGAGGUAUUCCAGAGAAGAGUUUUGGAAAAAUUUCGAGGUACUUGCACAUGCUCGAAGAAGCUAAUCCAGGAACACACACGUUUUAUGAAACCGAUGUUGAUGGGAAAUUUCGCUUUCUCUUCGUUUCGUUUGGGCAAUCACUCCGAGGUUUUCACACGUCCAUGCGAAAAGUUCUUGUUGUCGAUGGGACGUUUUUGAAGGGCAAGUACAAAGGGGUAUUACUUGCUGCUACAGCUUUAGAUGGUAACUCUAACUUGUAUCCUGUUGCAUUUGCCGUUGUGGACUCGGAAAAUGACCGUUCAUGGAAUUGGUUUAUGAGACAGCUAAAGCUUGUUGUUGCGGACGAGCGUUCUCUAGCUUUUAUAUCAGACAGAAAUACCUCACUUUGCAAGGCGAUUGAGAAUGUUUAUCCUCUUUCUCAACAUGGCAUUUGCAUUCACCAUCUGUUGAAUAAUGUGGUCAAACAUUUUAGAGGAAAGGGAUUGGUUGCAUUGAUUGCAAAAGCUUCUAAAGCUUAUAGAGUUGUUGAUUUUCAGCAGAGAUUCCAAGCUGUUUGCAAUAUUAGUCCAGCUAUUGGAAACUAUUUAACGGAAGCUGAGAUUUCAAAGUGGGCUCGCUGUCAGUUUCCAGGAUUCAGGUACGACAUCAGGACGACAAACCCGGCUGAAUCAAUAAACUCUGCUUUGCGCACACCAAGAGAGUAUCCUGUAAUUCCGUUGUUGGAUAGCAUCAGAGAAAUGUUGACACGUUGGUUCUUCGAACGUCGGACACUGAGCAGGAAGCAUACAAAACCAUUAACUGUUGCCAUCGAGAAGAAGAUAGAUAGGCGGAUUACGAAGGGUAAAACGUUUCUUGUCCAACCAAUUAACGAGCAUCGUUUUUUGGUUCGUGGAGAUACAAUUGACUGCCUGGUUGAUCUAGACAGACGGACUUGCUCAUGUGGGAAAUAUGACUUGCUAAAGAUUCCAUGUAGACACGCUAUCAAGGCUGGUUUAACAGUUGGCCGAGCCCCAUCUUCCCUUACGGAUGACAUGUACACUACUUCCACUUGGAGAACAGCUUAUGAGGAAACUAUUAAUCCAAUAGGUGUUCCUGAGGAUAGUUGGAUUGUUCCAGAUGAUGUUCGAAAUGCAAAUGUGCUACCUCCUGAAUCAAGAAGAGCAGCAGGAAGGAGAAGAAAACGAAGGUAUGAGACAGUUGAAGACAAGCUCCGUUCAUCGCAAGGAACUCAACAAAAAAAGAAGCGCAGAUGCAGUCGAUGUGGCGAAGAGAAUCAUAACAGGGCUACAUGUGACAGAGCUAUUUAA
Molecule: messenger RNA, 2277 nt
Organism: Raphanus sativus (radish)
Lineage: Eukaryota; Viridiplantae; Streptophyta; Magnoliopsida; Brassicales; Brassicaceae
Exons: 1
Coding region: 1-2277 (758 amino acids)
Molecular function (GO): zinc ion binding
Source: RefSeq, a predicted model, not a curated record